Messenger RNA from Saccharomyces cerevisiae S288C, 804 nucleotides. It is a transcript of the gene ADD66, whose product is annotated as Add66p. NCBI's taxonomy places the organism in Eukaryota, Fungi, Ascomycota, Saccharomycetes, Saccharomycetales, Saccharomycetaceae. The record is from RefSeq and is marked reviewed. The transcript has a single exon. The coding region runs from base 1 to 804 and encodes 267 amino acids. Gene Ontology annotation, cellular component: cytoplasm.
AUGAGCUGCCUGGUGUUGCCAUUAGUAAGCGUAGGGAAUAUACCACAAUUGAGUAUUGACUGGCUGCUGAAUUCACAAGCAAAUGAAUGGGAAUAUUUGGAGGCGUUAGAUUCGAAAUACCUAGUGGAAUUUGUGGGACCAUUAGACAGACCAGAGGAUGGUAGCGACUCGCUAUAUAAAGACGCUGAUAUGAAGUAUAGCAGCGCUUUGGAAGUUUUCUACAAUAAGAAGCGAGGACUUUUUGCCAUACAGCAACGAACACCACUCGUGUCCGUUAACUAUCUGAAUAAUUUCAUCGUAGAGAUCAUCUUGCCGUUCUUGAGCAAGUAUAAUAUAUCGGAAAUAUGCAUUUGGGACUCUCUAUAUGCAAUGGAGGAUGAAAAUGGUGUGAUUGUACGUCCACAGGAGGUAUAUUCGCUCGGAGAGUUUUAUUUCGACGAUGAAGCUGAGCUUUUAUCGAACCUCCAUCUAAACGAUCAAGAGUCGAUGGUCAAUAACUGGUUACAUUUUACUCCUACCAGUUUCCAAGACAAGAUAUCCGUUGAUCAGCCGAUCUUCAAAAUACUUUUCCAAAUACUGAAUGCGUCGCAGAGGCCUAAAGCCCUCCGCAGCAUUAAGUACUGUAGUUGUUUGGCCAAUGAGGGGGACAACUCAUUAGAUUCUCAACAGUUCUUACAAUGGAUAAUCUCUCAAAAAGUUAUCAAAAACGCGCCACCAAUUGUAAAGUUUGUCAGGCCUAUAUCAUGGCAAGGUGCAUACGGAAUGGCGGAUGCAAGAGAUAAAUUUGUAGAUUUAUACAAUUGA